This is a messenger RNA of Helicoverpa zea (corn earworm), 1627 nucleotides long. RefSeq lists its product as uncharacterized. The record is from RefSeq and is a predicted model, not a curated record. The transcript has a single exon. Bases 133 to 720 code for a protein of 195 amino acids. NCBI's taxonomy places the organism in Eukaryota, Metazoa, Arthropoda, Insecta, Lepidoptera, Noctuidae.
GCCUAACUCAACAACAACUCUCGAAAUACGAAAAAGUUUGCAAACACAACAACUGUUACAAUUCGUUGUAUCAACAAAAUAUAAAAUAUACUGCUGUGUUUUCUUCUGAACGGAAGUGAUAACGUCGACCUUAUGAAAAAUAAGCUGGGAAUCAACUUUUUGACGAGUGAGAAGUUCGUCGGCGAUCUGCCGGUGAACGUAGCUGGACAACAGCGGACGCCGAAAACCAAUUCGCGCCGCGAAUCCGUGACUCCGAAGAUAGUGGUCUGUCCACCAAUCGAGGAGAUGACGGAACCUAUCUCUGCACCCCGUGGCGGCAGGCUGCUGAAGGCUCUCAGCAGUCGCCUCUCUCGCAGAGCCAACGACUCGGACUCCGUCGGUAGCUCGAGCAGCAACGACAGUGUAUCUGGUGAAAAUGGACGUACUGAUGACCGAUCUUCGUGCUCCGUCAGUGAAUCCGGAAGUGAUGGCUCUGACCGCCAGCGCCGACACCGCUCGACCGUUUCUCUUCGCCGAGUGUUCCAAAGCCUAAACCUUACAUCGCGCUCUCAAUCGUGCUCGCCUACGGAACGGUCUCGCCCGCCCAAGAAGCAGACACAACCGAAGAGGAUCCUGCGGCCCCCAGUGACAUACACAUACGUGCGCGGCUUGUCCGGCCUGCCGACACAGAGAGUGCCGCGGCACACUGUGUGCUGCGCAUCCAUGGGCCUCAACCGAUAAAGGAAGCAAACACUCGGGUCGGACACGGGCGGAGAUUAAGACUGGUUAAGAUUUAUGAGUAGAAUAAAGCGCUAGUGAGGCAAGUUCUUAUCAUAUCAGUAGAUAAAUGCUGAAACCUGGGCGAGUAGCCGACGUAACGAUGUCUUCAUAGAGGACCAAGCGAGGGCGGCGCCGGGGGAGAAGCCUUGCCUCCGGCGCCGGUCGCCUCUGCAGCGCUCGCUGCGCGUGGAGCUGUGACUCGUUUAGUACUAGUUAAGGGACAAUACAUAAGACUGUGUACUGAAUUGCAGCUAGCUGUCGGUCUGUUAAACAUUACUAGUUGACACUUUUUCUAAUAUGUACACACUGGAUAUUGUCAUUAUUUGUAAACUGUACUGCACUCUAGAACACCAAUCUAAAUUACUUUAGACUAAACUCGAUCGACUCACGAUAUAUUCUGUACUUGUUUGAAUCGCCACAUAUAUGCAUGCGUUUGACAUCGUUUAAAUAAUAGUGUAGUCUCAGUAAGUAAUGUUUGUACUGGUCUAAUGAACGAGUUGUAAUGUAUGAACUUUUGAUUUUGGUUAAUCAAGCAUAGUGCCUUUCCACCUUUGGAAAUUAAGUAGAUAUAGAUAUACGGUAUACUAUUACUUUAAGAGCUGCGGUUAAUACUAUCAACGUGUGGUGUGCCGUAUGGAAUUUGAGUACGUUACUGCGUAAUACCCCACAUUUCAUAGCGUAAAUGUACAUUUACUUAAUCAUCACUUGAAAAUGUUUCGAAUUUGUACCUAUACAUAUAGAUAUACUAUUUGUCUACUAUUUGAUCAGUAAACUCAGUUGAUAUUGCCGUAUACUAAGUAGCUAGUUUAAAUAUUAAAUCAAUUAGAUAUAAGUAAUUUUUAUUGUCGACUAACAUGAGUUUUCGUAU